AUGUUCGGAGGAGGAAUGCCAGAGCUGCCGGCUGAAAACUAUCCAAACAAAAGAAAUAUACCCAGGAUGGACUUUCUGGUUCUCUUCUUGUUCUACUUGGCUUUUAUGCUGAUUGGUGGUGUUACGAUCUGCAUCUGUUCGAAAACCCAUUGCUUGAAAGGCCUGGUCAGAAGAGGAGCACAGAUAAUUUCGUAUAUAAUUCCAGAAUGCCUUCGGAGAGCCAUGCUAAGAUUGCUUCAUUACCUCUUCCAUACACGAAACCACACCUUUGUUUUCCUGCAUCUCAUCUUGCAAGGAAUGGUUUAUACUGAAUACACCUGGGAAAUAUUUGGCCUCUGUCAAGAGCUGGAGUUCUCCUUGAAUUACCUUUUUCUGCCUUAUCUGCUGCUGAUUCUAAACCUGUUUUUUUUUGCCCUAAGUUGUGAAACAAACCCUGGUACCAUAACAAAAGCAAAUGAAUUACUCUUUCUUCAAGUUUAUGAAUUUGAUGAAGGGAUGUUCCCAAAGAACGUGAGGUGUUCUACUUGUGAUUUAAGGAAACCAGCGCGAUCCAAGCACUGCAGUGUGUGUAACCGGUGUGUGCACCGCUUUGACCAUCACUGUGUGUGGGUGAACAACUGCAUCGGGGCCUGGAACAUCAGGUACUUCCUCUUCUACCUCUUGACAUUGACGGCCUCGGCUGCCUCCAUGGCUGUGGUGAGCACUGUGUUUCUAGUCCAGCUGGUGAUGGUGUCGGACUUGUACCUGGAGACUUACAUCAAUGACUUUGGACACUUGCAGGUGGUUGACACUGUCUUUGUUGUUGAGUACCUGUUCCUGACCUUCCCGAGGAUUGUCUUCCUGUUGGGCUUUGUUAUGGUGCUGAGCUUCCUCCUGGGGAGCUACCUGUGCUUCUGUCUGUACCUGGCCGCUACCAACCAGACCACUAACGAGUGGUACAGAGGUGCCCGAGCCUGGUGCCAGCAUUGCCCCCACGUGGCCUGGCCCCCGUCAGCAGAGCCCCAGGUUUACCGGAACAUUCACUCCCGUGGGCUUUGGAGCAACCUUCGCGAGAUCUUCCUACCUGCUGUUGCACAUUAUGAGAGAAAGAAGGAAUAA
Molecule: messenger RNA, 1098 nt
Organism: Lipotes vexillifer (Yangtze River dolphin)
Lineage: Eukaryota; Metazoa; Chordata; Mammalia; Artiodactyla; Lipotidae
Gene: ZDHHC4
Product: zDHHC palmitoyltransferase 4
Exons: 7
Coding region: 1-1098 (365 amino acids)
Biological process (GO): protein targeting to membrane; peptidyl-L-cysteine S-palmitoylation
Cellular component (GO): Golgi apparatus; endoplasmic reticulum
Molecular function (GO): protein-cysteine S-palmitoyltransferase activity
Source: RefSeq, a predicted model, not a curated record